Messenger RNA from Rosa chinensis, 1777 nucleotides. RefSeq names its product protein CANDIDATE G-PROTEIN COUPLED RECEPTOR 7. Bases 155 to 1474 code for a protein of 439 amino acids. Gene Ontology annotation, biological process: transport. Gene Ontology annotation, cellular component: Golgi apparatus; membrane. Lineage: Eukaryota; Viridiplantae; Streptophyta; Magnoliopsida; Rosales; Rosaceae. The record is from RefSeq and is a predicted model, not a curated record. The transcript is spliced from 2 exons.
UUCUCCAACGACCACCAAAAAACAAUUCCACACAAAAAAAACCCAAAUUUCCGUUGAAGGGUCGCCAUUCCUGACUGACUCUGCUCUAAUCACAAUAAAAAAAAAACGAGAGAUCUGAGCCAUUUCUCAAAAUCCUCAGAUCUAAAAUCCAACCAUGUCCAGACUCCUCUCCUCCUCCUUGUUCCUCCUCACUCUCUUCGCCGCCUUCUCUCUCUCCUCCGCCGAGAUCCGCACCUCGUCGGUCCGCGACGACUGGCGUCCGAUCAUCCCCUUCGACGAAUUCGGCUUCACACACAAAGGCCGCCUCGAGCUCAGCGUCUCCAAGAUCGCCCUCUCCCAGCAACCCGGCCCGGAUCCGGAUCUCUCCCGGGUCGGCUUCUUCCUCUGCACCCUGGACUCAUGGAUCCACGUGUUCCAGCAGCUCGAGGAGGGCAAGAUCGGCUGCGCCCUCCGCUCCAAUCUCGUCAAGCCCGUCUACACCUUCGACCAGCUCAAAGGCGGCGACAGCUUCUCCACCGUGUUCUCCGAGACCGACGCCUAUCAGUACACGCUUCUCUUCGCCAACUGCCUCCAGCCGCUUAGGGUUUCGAUGGAGGUCAAGUCCGUGAUGUACAAUCUCGAAGGGCAGAACGGCGAUCGCCGGGAUUAUCUCUCCGCCGGUAAAACUAUUCUCCCGAGAAUCUACUUCGUUUUCUCUCUGGCCUAUAUUCUUCUCGUCGGGCUCUGGAUUUUCGUGCUCUACAAGAAACGACUCACCGUGUUCCGGAUUCAUUUCUUCAUGCUCGCCGUGCUGGUCCUCAAGACUCUGAACUUGCUCUGUGAGGCUGAGGACAAGUCGUAUAUCAAACGCACCGGUUCGGCUCACGGCUGGGAUGUGUUGUUCUAUAUCUUCAGCUUCUUGAAGGGAAUUACUUUGUUUACUCUCAUUGUUUUGAUUGGGACCGGGUGGUCGUUCUUGAAGCCAUACUUGGCGGACAAGGAGAAGAAGGUUUUGAUGAUUGUGAUUCCGCUACAGGUGGUUGCCAACAUUGCCCAGGUUGUGAUUGAUGAGACCGGGCCUUUCGGCCACGACUGGGUUACUUGGAAGCAGGUGUUUUUGCUUGUAGAUGUGGUGUGCUGCUGCGCGGUGUUGUUUCCGAUUGUGUGGUCUAUCAAGAACUUGCGUGAGGCUGCAAGGACUGAUGGGAAGGCGGCUGUGAACUUGAUGAAGCUGACUCUGUUCAGGCAGUACUACAUUGUGGUUAUAUGCUACAUUUACUUUACAAGGGUUGUGGUUUAUGCAUUGGAGACUAUUACUUCAUAUCGGUACCUUUGGACCAGUGUGGUGGCUGCCGAGUUGGCUACUCUGGCCUUCUAUGUGUUUACUGGUUACAAGUUCAAGCCAGAGGCUCACAAUCCGUACUUUGUGAUCGAUGAUGAGGAGGAAGAGGCUGCAGCUGAGCAGCUGAAGCUUGAAGAUGAGUUUGAAUUGUGAUUUAGAGUAGACAAGAUGGUGCUGAAGGAUGAGAAGGUAUGUAGUCGUGUAGUUUCACGUGGUGGAACGAUAUAUGAAAACAGAAAGAUAUCAAGUAUAGAGACCCUUAAUAUGUUUUUCUUCAGAUAAGAAAUGACCACUUGGGCAGGGUCAUAAGGUUUUCACAAAUGGAAAUGGGGACUGCGAGUGCUGUAUUUAGAUACUUUAAUGCCAAAUUUCUCUCCCUUAAAUGUGCAAUUGAUAAAUAAUCAAUUGUGAGCGGAUUACUACUAUUAAAAAAAGUUUAUCAAGGUUCCUUGUGUA